UUGCGGACUUCCAAUGGAUGCCCCUUCCCCGGUCCGAUCGAUUGCCGAAACCGCAUUGCAACGUGCUCAUGGCACAAUUGCUGGAUUACUUGCACACUGCAGUACCAACUCCGUUGAUGGACGUCGGAGUAGAGGUUGUCGACCUUCACGACUGCAUUGCGAAGAUCGACCGUGAGUUCAAGACACAACGGUACGACGACAUCGCCGCACCAUUGUUAUAUGAACGCAUUCAAAUCGGAGAGGCGACCUGCAAUGCUUUGAUCGAUUGCGGAUCAUCUCGCAACUACAUGAGCCAGGACUUUAUGGUACGAGCCGGCCUUGGCCCACGCGUCCGAAGGAAGUCCCAGCCUACGCCAGUCACGUUGGCAGACGGUCACACGCACAAGUCAAUCCACCGGUGCAUUGAUGAGUUCCCCAUGUACUUUGCCCUGCAUGCAAGCGAGGCGGUGUCCUUCGAUAUUUUGGACACCAAAUUCGACAUGAUCUUGGGCAUGUCAUGGCUGCGAAGCGAGGAUUACCCGGUGAACUUCUACCGCCAUACCGUUCACGUUCGUGAUCGGAAAGGAGUACUAGUCCCAUGCACGGUGCCUCUUCCUCACCCUUCAAUCAGCUGCCGCGUGGUGUCCGCCGCAAGCAUACGAGCUUCUGUCAUCAAAGACGACAUCGAGGAAAUGGGGGGGUGUUUUCUCCACGCCCUCCCGCCCCAUGACGCUUCAUCGACGGACUCAUCUUCGGACCCACACAUCACCGAGCUUCUCGACGCCUACGGCGUUGUGUUCGAAGGCCCGUACGGAGUAGUACCGGAUCGGCCCAUCCGCCACGAGAUCAUCCUCGAGGACGGGGCUGUACCUCCGCGUGGUUGCAUCUACCGAAUGAGCGAGGAAGAGUUAAGUGUGCUAUGGGCACAACUCGACGACCUUCUUGAGAAAGGCUGGAUUCGGCCUAGCUCCUCGCCGUACGGUGCUCCCAUUCUCUUCGUCCGGAAGAAGAAGAAGGAUUUGCGGUUGUGUAUCGAUUAUCGCAAGCUCAACGCGCAAACGGUCAAGAACGCCGACCCUCUUCCGCGCAUCGACGACCUCCUCGAACGGCUGGGCGGCGCCAAGUUCUUCUCCAAGCUAGACCUCAAAUCAGGAUAUCACGAACUCGAAAUCCGGCAGGAGGACCGCUACAAGACCGCGUUUAAGACGCGAUAUGGGCAUUUCGAAUGGUUGGUUAUGUCGUUUGGCCUUAUGAAUGCCCCAGCCACUUUCCAAGCGGCUAUGACAACGGAGUUCCGACACAUGCUGGAUCGAUUCGUACUUAUCUACCUCGACGACAUUUUGGUGUACAGUCGGAGUUUGGACGAGCAUGUGGACCACCUGCGCACCGUUUUGGAGCGGCUACGACAAGCCAAGUACAAAGUCAGCCGCGACAAAUGCAAAUUCGUGCGGCAGGAUCUGGAGUACUUGGGACAUUAUGUGACGCCGCAAGGCAUCCGUCCGCUUGCGGACAAGAUCAAGGCGAUUCACGUAUGGCCCGAGCCCACCAACACCACGGACGUGCGUUCAUUCAUGGGGCUGGCGGACUACUAUCAGCGAUUCAUCACCGGGUACCCAAGGAUUGCUGCACCUAUGACGAGAUUCCAACUACCAAAGGUGCCAUUCGUAGUCGAUGACGACGCACGCCGGUCAUUCCAAGCACUAAAGACGACCAUGCUCAUGGCACCCGUCCUUAGCAUCUACGACCCCACCCUGCCAACGAGAGUGACAACCGACACUUCCGGCUAUGGCAUUGGGGCAGUCUUGGAACAACACGACGACGAUGACUGGCACCCUGUGGAGUAUUUCAGCCACAAAGUGUCUCUCAUCAAUUUGAUUGAUGAUGCAAGGAUGAAGGAGCUACUCGCGUUCGUGAGGGCUCUCAAGCGAUGCCGACUCUUCCUCCUUGGGCGUCGUAGGUUCACAUGGGUCACGGACAAUAACCCAUUGACUUACUACAAGACGCAGGAUACAGUGAGCAGCACGAUCGGAUGAUGGAUUUACUUCAUCGACCAAUUUGACUUCACACCGAAACACCUCCCCGACCUCUUCAAUCGCCCAGCAGAUGCACUCUCGCGAAGACCCGAUAUUUGCGCUACGACACAUCAUGCCUUCGCAUUCAAUAAGGAACUCUAGCGACACUUCAUCCGGAGCUACGAGUCUGAUCCGGACUUCGCCACGUUGUAUGCGCAACUAUCUUCGGAUCACCCGCCGGUCAGCCACUAUCGCAUUGCCGAG
Chara braunii is the source of this 2255-nucleotide messenger RNA. Lineage: Eukaryota; Viridiplantae; Streptophyta; Charophyceae; Charales; Characeae. The record is from the annotation of a GenBank genome assembly.